Sordaria macrospora k-hell is the source of this 564-nucleotide messenger RNA. RefSeq lists its product as uncharacterized. The record is from RefSeq and is a predicted model, not a curated record. NCBI's taxonomy places the organism in Eukaryota, Fungi, Ascomycota, Sordariomycetes, Sordariales, Sordariaceae.
AUGUUCACACCUUACGUCUUCCAGGACGAAUCCCUUGGCCAAGAUAGUGAUGCGAAGAACGAGCACAUUGAUUACUGGAGGGACAGUCUCUCCUCGAAACAGCGUCUUCGCUUCGCUUUGAAAAAGAUAUUGGAGUCUAAAGUCAACCAUGCGUUGGCCAUCACUGCUGAGCACAAGACCAUUCUCCGCCCUCUCCUGCUAAAGCCCUACUGGGUCAAAGACCAGCUGGUCCCCUCCAUCCUCAAGUGGGAGCGUCAUGAGCAUUACACCGGCGUUGCUCGCUACCUCUUUACACCGAAAGAUAAUGAGGAAGCUUGCACCAAGUGUGCGACCACGGACAAUUAUGGCCCGUUUGCAGAGUGUGUCGCUGGGGGUCGUGGCGUGCACAUGGGUGCGUGCUUCAACUGCUACUACAAGAGCGAAGGGAAGUGCUGCUCGCUCCGCAUCGGUAUGUUGUUGUCUUUUCUUCCGUCUUCGUUCUUUAUCGUCAUCCUCGCCUUGGUCACUACCUUGUUUCGCUUGGGACUUUUACUGUACUGGUACUUCUCCUUGUCGAGUCGUUGA